Molecule: messenger RNA, 3268 nt
Organism: Bubalus bubalis (water buffalo)
Lineage: Eukaryota; Metazoa; Chordata; Mammalia; Artiodactyla; Bovidae
Gene: PMS2
Product: PMS1 homolog 2, mismatch repair system component
Exons: 16
Coding region: 197-2842 (881 amino acids)
Biological process (GO): mismatch repair
Cellular component (GO): MutLalpha complex
Molecular function (GO): ATP-dependent DNA damage sensor activity; ATP hydrolysis activity; ATP binding
Source: RefSeq, a predicted model, not a curated record
CUCUCUCGACGUCACGGACUCGACCUUUGACACCACCAAUCAGCGAGAAGAAGCUGUGGGAAGCGUUCGCGGCCUUAUCCGGAAGUGGGCGGGGCACUGUGUGGGAAGCAGCCAAUGGGCGGCCGGGCGCCCGCGGGAGCGGCGGCGCGAACAGCUAUUAGUCCCGCCUCAGGCUCUGCAUCCAUGGAGCGAGCUGAUGGGCCGAGUUCAAACCAGGAUGAAAAUACAUAAUUGCCUACUUGCUUUGUCUCUUGUAACUGGUUUCUUCAGUUCAGAACUUGCUAAGGCCAUCAAACCUAUCGAUCGGAAGUCAGUCCAUCAGAUUUGUUCUGGGCAAGUGGUACUUGGUCUAAGCACUGCUGUGAAGGAGUUGGUAGAAAAUAGUGUGGAUGCCGGUGCAACUAGUAUUGAUCUCAGGCUUAAAGACUAUGGAGUGGAGCUCAUCGAAGUUUCAGACAACGGAUGUGGGGUAGAAGAAGAAAAUUUUGAAGGCUUAACUCUGAAACAUCACACUUCGAAGAUUCAGGAGUUUGCUGACCUCACUCAGGUUGAAACUUUUGGCUUUCGAGGGGAAGCUCUGAGCUCACUCUGUGCACUGAGCGAUGUGACUAUUUCUACCUGCCACACGUCUGUGAAGGUUGGGACUCGAUUGGUGUUUGAUCACAAUGGAAAAAUCCUCCAGAAAACCCCCUACCCACGACCCAGGGGGACGACGGUCAGCGUGCAGCAGCUAUUUUAUACGCUUCCUGUGCGCCAUAAGGAGUUUCAAAGGAAUAUUAAGAAGGAGUUCGCCAAGAUGGUUCAGGUGUUACAGGCAUACUGCAUCAUUUCAGCGGGCGUCCGUAUAAGUUGCACCAAUCAGGUUGGGCAGGGCAAGCGGCAGCCUGUGGUGUGCACCAGCGGAAGCUCCAGCAUGAAGGAAAACAUCGGAUUGGUGUUUGGGCAGAAGCAGUUGCAAAGCCUCAUCCCCUUUGUGCAGCUGCCCCCUAGUGACUCCAUCUGCGAAGAAUAUGGGCUGAGCUGUUCCCAGGCUCUGCACAACCUGUUUUGUAUCUCAGGUUUUAUUUCGCACUGUGCUCAUGGCGUGGGAAGAAGUUCAACGGACAGACAGUUUUUCUUUAUCAAUCGGCGGCCUUGCGACCCAUCAAAGGUUUCCAGACUUGUGAACGAGGUCUAUCACAUGUAUAAUCGGCAUCAGUACCCAUUCAUUGUUCUUAAUGUUUCUGUUGAUUCGGCAUGUGUCGACAUCAACGUUACUCCAGAUAAAAGGCAAAUUUUCCUGCAAGAGGAGAAGCUUUUGUUGGCAGUUUUAAAGACGUCUUUGAUAGGAAUGUUCGAGAGUGAUGUUAACAAACUCCAGGUCAGCCAGCAGCCGCUGCUAGAUGUGGAAGGUCACUUAAUAAAGAGGCCUUCGGCAGAGAUGGAGAAGCCUGAGCCAGAAAAGAAGGAUGAUCCUGCCCCGUUAAGGACUCAUGGAGAAGAGAAAAGGGUAGUGACCAUUUCCAGACUGAGAGAAACCUUUUCCCUUCGUCACUCGACUGAGAAUAAGUCCCGGGGUCCGAAGGCCACUGAUCCGAGGCGGGUUUCUCCGAGGCAGAAAAGCAGUGCCCAGUUUCCUAGAGCUUUGGGGCCCCCCUGCUCCCGGAAGCACGUCUCUGAACCUGGGGAGGAAGGGAGGACUUCUGCUCAGGGGCCCCACAACUUGAUGGGCAGAGUGGAGAUGGAGGAGGACUCGGGGCACGGCAGCGCAUCUGCCGGCUCUGAGGAGGCAUCCAGCACCCCCGAGACAAGCAGCCACCCCAGCACUGACCGGGUGGCAAGCUCCCCCGAAGACAGAUUUUCCCAAGAAAAUGUGGAGUCUCGGGAAAAGUUACCUGAAACUGACCAUCGUCUUUCAGGCACAAAGUGCCAUUUAAACCAAGAAGAAAGUGGCUCCACAUCUAGAGUCUUGCUGCAGCCCACAAAGCUCUCAUCCCCAAACGCAAAGCGUUUUAAAAAAGAAGGGAUUCCUUUAAAUCCCGAUGUCCUUCCAGAGUUGGUGAAAGCCCAGAGUGCGUCAGCUACAGUGGAUGUAGCUGUGAAAAUUGACAAGAAAAUAGUGCCCCUUGAUUUUUCCAUGAGUUCUCUCGCCAAACGAAUAAAGCAGUUGUGUCAGCAAGAACAGCAGCGAGAAAGUCAACAGAAUUAUAGGAAAUUUCGGGCAAAGAUUUGCCCUGGAGAAAAUCAAGCAGCGGAAGACGAACUAAGAAAAGAGAUCAGCAAAACGAUGUUUGCAGAAAUGGAAAUCAUUGGUCAGUUUAACUUGGGGUUUAUCAUCACCAAGCUGAAUGCAGAUAUCUUCAUAGUGGACCAGCAUGCCACGGACGAGAAAUACAACUUCGAGAUGCUUCAGCAGCACACUGUUCUCCAGGGUCAAAGGCUUAUAGCACCUCAGACUCUCAGCCUAACGGCUGUCAAUGAAGCAAUUCUAAUAGAAAAUCUGGAAAUAUUCAGGAAGAAUGGCUUUGACUUUGUUAUUGAUGAACACGCGCCAGUCACUGAAAGAGCCAAGUUGAUUUCCUUGCCAACCAGUAAGAACUGGACCUUUGGACCCCAGGACAUAGACGAGCUGCUCUUCAUGCUGAGCGACAGCCCCGGGGUCAUGUGCCGGCCUUCCCGCGUCCGGCAGAUGUUCGCCUCCAGAGCCUGUCGCAAGUCUGUGAUGAUUGGAACCCCUCUUAACACAAGCGAGAUGAAGAAACUCAUCACACACAUGGGGGAGAUGGACCAUCCCUGGAACUGUCCCCACGGAAGGCCCACCAUGAGACACAUUGCCAACCUGGAUGUCAUUUCUCAGAGCUGACGGCGCUUUCCGUUUUAUAGAGCUGUUGAUCGUACUGCAGUGUUACAAGGUUUUCGGGGAUUAAACCUGGACCACCGUGGUAAAAGCCCAGGAUCCUAACCACUGAACCGACAGGGAGCUCCUGGAUCUCUCUUUUUAAAUGUACCCCGCUGCAGCCAGAAUGGCAAAGACUGUUGUGCGUGCUCAGUUGCUCAGUCGUGUCCAACUCUCUGCGACCCCAUGGACUGUGGCCUGCCAGGCUCCUCUGUCCAGGAGUACUUGAGUGGGUUGCCAUAUCCUUCUCUAGGGGAUCUUUCCGACCCAGGGAUCAAACCCAAGUCUUCUGCAUCUCCUGCUUGGCAGGUGGAUUCUUUACCGCUGAGCCACCUGGGAAGCCCAAAGACUGUUGUAGGCAAGGGGAAAUAAAAGAUUCUGAUUUUUCUGUAA